Messenger RNA from Effrenium voratum, 1703 nucleotides. The record is from the annotation of a GenBank genome assembly. Lineage: Eukaryota; Dinophyceae; Suessiales; Symbiodiniaceae.
AGCCGCUCAGCUCCAAGUGAGUCACGCCCUCCUCCUUUUCGCUUAGCGAAGCAAAACUCCACGCGCGCCAUGCCGUGCCUGUUCAUCGUAGCUCUCCUCGGCUCCCAGUGUUUGGUGUUUGCCUCCCUGGUGGAGACGGCCAGCUUGAUGCAGUCGAGGCUCCGCGGAUCUAAGACUGCGGAGACAUCCAUAAGCUCCACAGAGGUCCUCUUCGAGGAGCCAAAGGGCAAGACAGUCCCGAACUUUGCACGCUUCAGUGACGACGACGAGUCUUGCACGACUCAAGGCCUCAGCCCUGGGGUGUGCGCCCUCUCAUCCUUAGCGCGGCCCACCUUGGCCAGCCACAGGCUGCGAAAGGUCGCGGGCGACUGUGAUGAGAAGGAAAGCCAAGAAAGGCUGGAGCGCGCUCUGGUGGCAGAGAUCGAGGCCGGCCUGGCGGGGAAUCACAGCGCCUUCAACGCGCAGCGGCUCCAAGUGCUGCAGAAGGAGCUGCAGCCUCUCUACGCCACCCUGCCGCACGAGGUGCCUCUGGCGGACAUCGAGGGCGGCCUGGGCUUGUCAUCGGCACGUUACCUGCUGCAUCAGUACUUCCUGCGGACGCACUCCUGGUACGUGCGCGGAUUGAACCCCGCUGGGGAUGGCCGCCAGCCUCCUGAGCACAAGGAGGCGCUGCGGAGCCGCGUGGCCGGGCACCUGCUGGAGGUCUUGGAGCGGAAGGUGGGUGGCCAGGGACUGAACCUCCAGACGCUGGCUGUCUUCGUCGCUACGCUUGAGCAUCUUCUGCACGGGGACGAGCGCCAACGGCUGAAGCAAAGCUGGGCAGUGCAUGACUUGGAUUUGCAGGAUGUGACAGAUGCAGUGGGUCUGCAAAGCGUCCUGGAGGUCUUCAUGGCCCAUUUCGUGUACUCCAGCCAGAAGUCGGACUCCGGCUACGCGCUGACGCUGGCCAAGGGCCGGGAGGAGGUGAGCUUCGUGGCGCGGGUCUAUGACGGCUGGAGGAGUGUCCACGAAGCCAUCCGCGAAGGGGUGAAGAAGCAGAUUUCAGCGGCAGGCGCCGACCUGGGCUUUUCCUCCGCCGCCGCGGUGGCCGACGAGGUCUUGGAGUCCUUCAGAACGGUGUCCGGCUCAAUUUGCCGCGACAUGGUGUCCUCGCUGGCGCAGAUGCCCGGCGGCGCGGACGGCGCUGUGCCACUGGCGGAGAUGCGGAAGAAGGACGGUGAGACGACGGACUAUUUGCGCGCCGCCAACGCCCUGGAUGAGUCCAAUGCGCAGAAGCCGGUAGUGCUGGUGGCAAACUACAUGUUGGGCCCCUCAAACUGCGACGGGACCACCAGCUUCUACGACCUUUGCUGCCCUGACGCCUGCGCAGGCCACCGCGCGGAGUUGGAGCGCGCCUUGGCGGAGAAGCGGUCCAUGGAGGACGUGGAGCGGCUGGUGCUGCAGCGAGGCGGCAGGUUUGCCUCUGAGCUUCGAGGGCUCCUGGAGGACGGCCAGGCACUGCACGGGCGCGAGGUCUCCAUGUGGCUGCACCAGGCCUUCCCGCUGCAGUGCCCUCGCCCGGCGGUCAGCGGCUUCCUGGGGGAAAGCUCCGCCGUGCCCGACGCGAAGGCGGAGUUCCAGGCCACGGCGCAGGUUGGAUCCCUCUUCGAAUGGUGAGCUGUCUCCAUCGAGACUGCAACUGCGAUCGAUUUUCAAAGAAAACG